AUUGCUUGGAAUUUCAGACACAUGUUCUCAGUAGUCCAUAGAAUAAAAGAGCAAUGUUCAUUUUACUCAAACAUAUAACUAUAAAGAGACAAAUCAGAGAAAGUGAUCAUUUUAAGUGGUUUAUGUUUCCAGAGCUGUAUAUAUUACAUUUCUUUAACAAGUGAAAGUCACAGUUCCUUUUGGGAGAUAUUUUGAUCCCACUUUUUAUUCAUGGCAGUGUUCUUCAGUAGAAAUAAGUCAAAGCCCACCCUCUUGGACAAGAAGAAACCCAUGAAUUGGAUCCUGGUAGCUCUCACCUUUUCUUCUUCCAAAAAAUACUUCUCUGGUCAGAGUUGGAGGAAGCUAAGAACAGGUCAAUCAUGGAGGGAAACCCGAUAUAAACUGCAAAUAUUGUUUGUCUGUCUAUAGUUUUACUUUUAGGACCUCAGUCGACCCCAAACAUCCAGCCAGAGAUACGAUGGAUCGGUUCAGCUCACAAUUUAUCCAUGGCUUAGAAGGACACAGACAAAGUCCAUCCAUUGAUAAACUUUAGAAUCUGUGGCAAGACUUGAAAUUCAACCUUCACAGAUGUUGCAAUCUGACACUGAGGUUGUAGGAUUUUGGAGAGAAGAGAGGACAAAAGAAUUCAGCCACUGGAUGUGCAAAGCUGAAAGAGACUCGGGUGUAAAGUCUUCAUAAUUAUGUAGUACUUUGUCCUGGUUUACCACAUAAAAUUCUACUAAAAUACCAUGACGUUUGUGUUACAAUGUGAAUCAUUUUCACUCCCUUAGCUGCUGAGUAACAUUUUGUCUAGAUGCUCCUGGAUUGCACUUCUUUGUUUUUAAUGACAAUCUUAUUUUAACCACAAUUUCUGUAAAAAUUAGAAUAGACCAGAAUGGCUUUACAUAACCAGUGGAUGGAUGAAUGUGGAUGAAUCCAAAGAGUAGAGCUGAGUUAUGAGCUGGCAGGCUCUCACCAUGUGCUAGUGGGCUUUGGACCCAGCCAGUGGACGUGUACCAUUAUGCCGUAAUCCUUCCAUGCUUUUCUGGAAAAACUGAAUAGCACUAGAAUCACUGACUCAAUUUUUGGAUCUCAUUUUCAUGACAAAGCGAUUGUUCCCCUUGUACUAACACUGUUGCUGUUUAUAAAUGUGAGCGAGUAUAAAAAGCAGAAGCUGAAAGGCCAGUCGACACCGAGACCUCAGGGGAUCCACCAGCAUCAUCGCUCAGCAUCACCAAGGCGGUCCCAAACAAUAUACCCCCAAAAUGGGCAGGAUUAUCUUCUACGAGGACAAGAACUUUCAGGGUCGUCGUUAUGAGUGUGACAGUGACUGCUCAGAUUUCCACACAUACCUGAGCCGCUGCAACUCCAUCCGAGUGGAGAGUGGGGCCUGGGUGGUGUACGAGAGGCCCAACUACAUGGGCUACCAAUACGUCCUGACCAGAGGGGAGUACCCGGAGUACCAGCGCUGGAUGGGACUCAAUGACCGCCUCAGCUCCUGCAAGAUAGUCCAUUUUACCAGUGGGACCCUGUACAAGAUGCAGCUUUAUGAGAAGGCAGACUUCGGCGGCCAGGCCGUGGAGGCCACCGAGGACUGCCCCUCGCUCCUGGAGAAGUUCCGCUGGAGAGAGGUCAACUCCUGCAAGGUCUUUGAUGGCUGGUGGGUUUUCUACGAGCGUCAAAACUACACUGGACGCCAGUACUUCCUGGAGAAGGGAGAGUACCGUAAGCCCGGUGACUGGGGUGCCGUCAGUCCUUUGGUGCAGUCUUUCAGACGCUUCACAGUAUGAUUAAAACUCAAUCCAAAUUGUUCCAAGUAUCAUAAAGGAGGUAAAUCAGAGGCAUUAACUGCUGUAAAGUGGUUAUGUCAUACUUCCAACAAGCUGUGGUUUUGAACUGAGGUCUUAUAAAUAAAACUAUUAA
Xiphophorus hellerii (green swordtail) is the source of this 1902-nucleotide messenger RNA. RefSeq names its product gamma-crystallin S-like. The record is from RefSeq and is a predicted model, not a curated record. The transcript has 3 exons. NCBI's taxonomy places the organism in Eukaryota, Metazoa, Chordata, Actinopteri, Cyprinodontiformes, Poeciliidae. Gene Ontology annotation, molecular function: structural constituent of eye lens. The coding region runs from base 1245 to 1769 and encodes 174 amino acids. Gene Ontology annotation, biological process: lens development in camera-type eye; visual perception.